AUAUAAACAAUGGUUGCAUCCAAGUCUGGUAUCGCUGUUGGUCUCAACAAGGGCCAUAUCACCACCCGUCGUGAGCUCAAGGCUAAGCCUUCCAACAAGAUUGGUGCUGCCUCCAAGCGUACUACCUUUGUCAAGAGCGUUAUCCGUGAAGUCUCCGGUUAUGCUCCUUAUGAACGUCGUCUUAUGGAAUUGAUCAAAAACUCCAAGGAUAAGCGUGCCAGAAAGCUCUGUAAGAAGAAGCUUGGUUCUUUCCUCCGUGCCAAGAAGAAGAUUGAAGAACUCCAAGGUGUCAUCGCUGCCUCUCGUCGUCAUUAAGUUGAUAGCAAUGUACCAAAAAUAAAAGCUAUGUUUAGCGUAUAAGCUAC
Molecule: messenger RNA, 365 nt
Organism: Mycotypha africana
Lineage: Eukaryota; Fungi; Mucoromycota; Mucoromycetes; Mucorales; Mycotyphaceae
Product: 50S ribosomal protein L36e
Exons: 3
Coding region: 10-315 (101 amino acids)
Biological process (GO): cytoplasmic translation
Cellular component (GO): ribosome; cytosolic large ribosomal subunit
Molecular function (GO): structural constituent of ribosome
Source: RefSeq, a predicted model, not a curated record